AUGUCAGUUGAAGAAGAAUCACUAGUAGUAUCUUGUCCAAUAGAUCAAGAUAUCGAAUGGAAUGAUGAUAUCAAAUCCAAUAAUUUUAUGAUAGUUGAACCGUGUGUAAACAAUGAUAUUCCUAAAAUUGUUCAACAAGUUUUAAUUGAUUUGAUUGAUGAUAUUCAUUUACAAUUAUCUACUAAUGAUUCCGUAAAUUUAAAAAAUAAUAAACUAUUGAAUCGAACACAUCGUCGACCAAAACGUCGAAUAUUUUCAAGUUCCGAAGAUGAUUCAGAUAGUUCAUCAUCUUCAUCAGAUAUAACAAGCGUAAGAACUGAUGUAAUUGAUGAAGCUUUUGAUUCGGAUGAUGAUGAAAAAAAAUUAUUAGCAAAUCGACAUGGUCCUCGAACACGUAAUGAAUUGACAAUCGAUGAUUUGCCACCGAUUGAAAAUUUAACUAUUACAUUAAGUGAUGAAACACAAAUUGAAAAAAUUGGUCAUGUACGUUAUAUAAUUGAAGAAAAAUAUGUUAUCGUUGAAUCAUUAUUAAAUUCAUCACCAUUAAAUGAUGAUAGUGUAUUGUUCAAUAGUGAAAGAAAAUCAAUUGGUUUAAUCUAUGAAACAUUGGGACCAGUUAUUAAACCCUAUUAUCUCAUGCGUUUUAAUCAUAUAGAUGAGAUUAAAAAACGACAACUUUUGUUAGGACAAGAUGUUUAUUAUGCACCUAAAGAGACAACUUAUACAAAAUAUGUAUUUAUUAAAGAAUUAUUAACAUUAAAAGGUUCAGAUGCAUCUUGGAAAGAUGAUCAUGAACCGCCUACGACACUUGUUGACUAUAGUGAUGAUGAUCAAGAAAAACAAGCAAAAGAUAAACGAAAAAAGAAAAAACAAAAUCGAAAUGAUGAUCAUGGUGACGUUAAAGAUAAUGUUAGAGAUGAAGGUAUGUCACUUUCAGAAGGAUUUGGUGAUUAUGAUGAUAUUGAAAGCUUGAUUUCUGAACAAUCGAGUGAUACGUUUAGUUCAAGGGGAUCAAAGCGUAAUGGUAGACAUAGAGGACGUGGACGAAAUCGCGGUCAACAUCAACAACAACGUGGACGUCCACCACCAUCUUUACCAAAUUGGUUUCAACAAUCUCCUCAUUCUAAUCAACAAUCAUCAAAUCCACAUUGGACACCUAGGCAAUCAAAUUAUCGUCAACCAUAUCAUCCUCGACCACCAUUACAAACAAACUGGAGAUCACCACAACCACCAAUUUUGUGGCAUGGACAAUCGAAUUCUAAUUAUAUGGGAUUACCACAACAGCAAUUUCCCAAUACUCAAUCAGCAUGGCAAGCGCCACCAUCAUUGUUUAACGAUACCAAUAAUAGAACAACAAAUCAAAGACUGCCAAAUCAACAAGAACCCUCUUCCUUCUAUCAUUAG
This is a messenger RNA of Didymodactylos carnosus, 1404 nucleotides long. Lineage: Eukaryota; Metazoa; Rotifera; Eurotatoria; Philodinida; Philodinidae. The record is from the annotation of a GenBank genome assembly.